Molecule: messenger RNA, 625 nt
Organism: Hyla sarda
Lineage: Eukaryota; Metazoa; Chordata; Amphibia; Anura; Hylidae
Gene: NDUFA3
Product: NADH:ubiquinone oxidoreductase subunit A3
Exons: 4
Coding region: 134-394 (86 amino acids)
Cellular component (GO): mitochondrial inner membrane
Source: RefSeq, a predicted model, not a curated record
UGAUCCAGGAGGCUCCGCCCCUUCCUGAAGAGACUCCGCCUUUUGAAUGACGUCAUCGCCUCCAGGAGCAGCGCACUUCUAGACACGACCUUCCCGACAGGCUUAGCGGCGCGGUCGCAGGUCACAGGGAAAGAUGGCUGUGUUCUCUAGAAUGGGUGCAUUCCUGAAAAAUGCUUGGAAUAAAGAACCUGUUGUAACUGUGUCCGCUGGCAUUGGGAUUUUGGCUGUUAUACUUCCUUUUAUCAGUCCUUAUACAAAGUACGCCGCCAUGUACAACCAAGCCGUACCAUACAAUUACCCAGUUCCAGUUCGAGAUGAUGGAAACAUGCCAGAUAUCCCGAGCCAUCCCACUGACAAAAUUGGGCCUAACUUGGAUUGGCUGAAGAAAUUGUAAUUCUGAAGACCCAAUUGCAGUUUGUGCCCUAUCAGAAAUCUUCUAUGGACUUCCGCUUGUUGUUACCUUUCAUGGUCACAUGUUGUACUGUCCGCUAGUAUUGCAGAUAUCUGAAUGAAUGAUUCUUCCAGAAAGGGGAGGCAAAAAGGAUGUCUCUUCAUAAGGUUAUUUAAGAAAUACCUUGUGGUAUUGUCUUGUUAACUUAAUAAAAUCUACUUUCCCAAUAGAAAA